UUGUCGUAUCUUUAAUUAAAUAAUAUCUUUAAUUGUUAAGGAAUAUAAUCAAAUUAAUCAUGGAAAAUAUAAGAGAAUAUUAUUGUAAAUGAUUAAAAUCCAUUAGAAAGACAAUUAAAUCACUUACAAUUAGUUAAUUAGUUGAUCAAAAUGGACCUAAAUUUUGAUGAAAUUUAUCAUGUUUUAAUUAAUCGUUUUAGAAUCGGUGAAAAUUCAGCUGAAGCCUAUCGAUAUUUAUGUUUUUCUUAUGGUACUGAGUGUCUGAGUGAACGACAGUGUCGUCGAUGGUUUGUGAAGUUUCGUAACGGAAAUUUUGAGGUCAAAAGAAGCCCAGGUCAAGGUCGGAAAAUGACCUUAAAUCUUGACCAUUUGCGAGAAAUUAUUCAAUCUAAUCCUCGUCAAUCAACUCGCGAACUUGCUAUUGUUCUAAAUGUUUGCCAAAAAACUAUUUCAAAUGGCCUUAAAAAGAUCAAUUUUACGAACAAACGAGGAACUUGGAUUCCCCAUGAUUUAAGUGAUGCUAAUAAAGCUCUUCGACUAUCGAUUGUUCGAACAUUGGUUCAAAGAUUCAAAACUGACCCUUUUCUCGAUAGAGUUGUGACCUGUGACGAAAAAUGGGUUCUUUAUAAUAAUGUUCACCUUCGUAAACAGUGGUUACCAAAGGGUCAAUCGCCCGAAUCUACGCCCCUCCCCGGGCUCCACCCAAAGAAGGUAUUGAUUAGCGUUUUUUGGGACUAUCGAGGGAUUAUUCAUUAUGAGUUAUUACCUGAAGGUCAAACAAUUAACGCUGAUGUUUAUUGUUCUCAAUUGGACAGAUUAUCUGAGCAAUUAUCUUUAAAAAAAUUGCUCACAUAUUAACAGAAAAGGGGUUAUCUUUCACCAAGACAAUGCUCGACCUCAUACCGCUCAAAUAACGACCUCAAAAAUUAAGAAUGAGCUCAAAUGGGAACUUCUUCCUCACCCACCAUAUAGCCCUGAUAUUGCUCCAUCUGAUUAUCACUUAUUUAGAUCAAUGGAACAUUUUCUUAGGAAUAAAAAUUACCAAAACCGAAGUGACCUCAAAAUCGGCCUCGAAAAGUUUUUCGACUCUAAAGACGGCAAUUUUUACAAGAGAGGAAUAUUUAAUCUCGUUAAGAGAUGGGAGAAAGUGGUUGAAGCGAA
This is a messenger RNA of Panonychus citri (citrus red mite), 1161 nucleotides long. RefSeq names its product histone-lysine N-methyltransferase SETMAR-like. Lineage: Eukaryota; Metazoa; Arthropoda; Arachnida; Trombidiformes; Tetranychidae. The record is from RefSeq and is a predicted model, not a curated record. Gene Ontology annotation, molecular function: nucleic acid binding. The coding region runs from base 151 to 858 and encodes 235 amino acids. The transcript has a single exon.